Mytilus trossulus (common blue mussel) is the source of this 1386-nucleotide messenger RNA. Its product is annotated as macrophage mannose receptor 1-like. The coding region runs from base 1 to 1386 and encodes 461 amino acids. Lineage: Eukaryota; Metazoa; Mollusca; Bivalvia; Mytilida; Mytilidae. The transcript is spliced from 11 exons. The record is from RefSeq and is a predicted model, not a curated record.
AUGUCUUUUGUUUGGAUGAAACUGUGUGUUCUUGCAAUUGUUGCCACAGUUGUAUUUUGUGCAUGUCCUAACAGUUGGACUCAUUAUAAAGACAAGUGUUUCUUUCUAAGCCGUGACAACGAGACAUUUGCUGAUUCACUGAAACUAUGUGAAGUGAUUGGGCGCCAGUAUGGUAGAUCUGCAUCAUUAGCUACCGUUGAUGAUGCAAAAACACAACAAUUUCUUACAAAUUUAAUGAUCAAAAUAAAUUCCAUUGGAAUGUACAUUGGAUUAAAUGACCUUGUAACUGAAGGGACAUUUCACUGGGUAGCUAACGGCAAGCAGGCAACGUACUUUAACUGGGGACCUACCCAGCCAAACAACAGAGGGGGAAACGAGAACUGUGUAGCUAUGAGAGUUGAUCCAGUUAUCGGCUUCAAUUAUUCUUGGACAGAUGGCCCUUGUACAGUACCAACUACCUACAUUUGUGAAAUGGUUUGGAGUCAUUAUGAAGACAAGUGUUUCUUUCUAAGCCGUGACAACGAGACAUUUGCCGAUUCACUGAGUCUAUGUGAAGUGAUUGGGCGCCAGUAUGGUAGAUCGGCAUCAUUAGCUACCGUUGAUGAUGCAAAAACACAACAGUUUCUUACAGAUUUAAUGAUCAAAAUAAAUUCCAUUGGAAUGUACAUAGGAUUAAAUGACCUUGUAACUGAAGGGGAAUUUCACUGGAUAGCAAACGGCAAGCAGGCAACGUACUUUAACUGGGGACCUACCCAGCCAAACAACAGAGGGGGGAACGAGAACUGUGUAGCUAUGAGAGUUGAUCCAGUUAUAGGCUUCAAUUAUUCUUGGACAGAUGGUCCUUGUACAGUACCAACUACCUACAUUUGUGAAAUGGUUUUUGAACAUUCUUAUUUCUGUAAGGAUACAUGCAUAACAAUUUUUAUUUCAGUAUGGUCUUCAUGUCCUACUAGUUGGAGUCAUUAUGAAGACAAGUGUUUCUUUCUAAGCCGUGACAACGAGACAUUUGCCGAUUCACUGAGUCUAUGUGAAGUGAUUGGGCGCCAGUAUGGUAGAUCGGCAUCAUUAGCUACCGUUGAUGAUGCAAAAACACAACAGUUUCUAACAGAUUUAAUGAUCAAAAUAAAUUCCAUUGGAAUGUACAUAGGAUUAAAUGACCUUGUAACUGAAGGGGAAUUUCACUGGAUAGCAAACGGCAAGCAGGCAACAUACUUUAACUGGGGACCUACCCAGCCAAACAACAGAGGAGGGAACGAGAACUGUGUAGCUAUGAGAGUUGAUCCAGUUAUAGGCUUCAAUUAUUCUUGGACAGAUGGUCCUUGUACAGUACCAACUACCUACAUUUGUGAAAUGGUGGCAGCAGAUAUUGGAAAUCUUCUUGGAUAG